AUGGCUUCACGCACAACCGCCGGAGGCAUUGGCUUUGCCGUUAUGUCCAAGGUAGUUUAGAGUCGUACGAAGUUGUAAAUUGAUUGUUUUAAUUAAUCCAAUCUUUAUUUCAGCAAGCCUCAAAAUACAACGAAGAUGAAGCCGAGCUCCUCCUUAAAUGGAUUAAGCAGCUCAGUGGAGAAAACAUCAGCACUUCUGGAGACCGUGAAAACUUCCUCAGACUCUUGAAGGACGGUACCCUCCUUUGCAAGUGCGUUGGUUUAAUUCUUUUAUAUCUCUUCUGCCAUCCAAUCUCCUAAUAUAUUUCUCUUUUAGAGCCGCCAACGGAAUCGUUCCCGGCAGUGUGAAGAAGAUCCAGAAGCCCAUCUCCAACUUCGCCUGCAUGGAGAACAUCAACUCGUUCGUGGAGUUCGCCAAGAAACAAGGAGUUCCCAACGAAGAGACCUUCCAGUCCGUCGAUCUGUUCGAAGCCCGUGAUCUUUUCUCCGUUUGCGUCACUUUGCUGUCAUUGGGCCGUGUUGUAAGUCCAGAUUACUGAUUUCUGCUCUAAUCUUAACUGUAAUUACUUAUUUCCUAAUGGAUUUCAGUUAGAGAAAGCCGGUAAAACCAACCCCUUCAGCAAAUAAAUGCUGACAUCAAUCUAAAGAAAUCAUCGUUAGUUUUAAUUUUACUCUUUUCUUACAACUCUUCCUGUAAAGUUGCAAUCUUCAGUUCUAAGUCGGUUAUUUUCAGUGUGAAGCUCAAGGGAAACCCCAUCCCCAGAGUGUACGCAAGGACUUAAUUUACAAUGUGCCCUACUUCUAA
Bursaphelenchus xylophilus (pine wood nematode) is the source of this 804-nucleotide messenger RNA. NCBI's taxonomy places the organism in Eukaryota, Metazoa, Nematoda, Chromadorea, Rhabditida, Aphelenchoididae. The record is from the annotation of a GenBank genome assembly.